Hemicordylus capensis (graceful crag lizard) is the source of this 2566-nucleotide messenger RNA. It is a transcript of the gene BUD23, whose product is annotated as BUD23 rRNA methyltransferase and ribosome maturation factor. The transcript is spliced from 12 exons. The coding region runs from base 297 to 1142 and encodes 281 amino acids. Gene Ontology annotation, cellular component: nucleolus. The record is from RefSeq and is a predicted model, not a curated record. Gene Ontology annotation, biological process: rRNA (guanine-N7)-methylation. Gene Ontology annotation, molecular function: rRNA (guanine) methyltransferase activity. Lineage: Eukaryota; Metazoa; Chordata; Lepidosauria; Squamata; Cordylidae.
GCGCGAGGGAAAGCAUUAGUGCGCACGCGCGGCAGCCCGCCCAGCGAGACCAUAGAUAUAGUCGAUCUAGAGUGGCCCGGAAGUAUGAACCAGAUACACGAAGACUAGAGUUACAUCCAUCGGCAUGUUUGGGACGGGCCGGAAUCCUAUUGAGCCAAUCAGAAUAUAGCUGUCGCCGGAACCCGCGGAGAUAGACAGCCGUCCUGGCCAAUGGGAGUUGCCAAGCGUCAUAUGGCGCGGCGAGUGGUGGUCCUGCUCCGACAUGCAGCUGGGAAGUCCGGAGAGUGACGAGUAGCAUGGCAGCUUGCGGGAGAAGACCCGAGCAUCGCGGGGCCCCUGAGCUGUUCUACGAUGAAGUUGAAGCCCGGAAGUACACCCAUAACUCUCGGAUGAUUGAGAUCCAGUCGCAGAUGACGGAGCGGGCGGUGGAGCUGUUGGGCCUCCCCGAGGAUCGCCUCUCUUUCUUACUGGAUGUUGGUUGUGGCUCUGGUCUGAGUGGAGACUACGUCUCUGAGGAGGGACACUUCUGGGUCGGCAUGGACAUCAGCUCUGCGAUGUUGGAUGUGGCUGUGGAGAGAGAAGUUGAGGGAGACCUAAUGCUGGCCGAUAUGGGCCAGGGGAUUCCGUUCAGGCCUGGAACAUUUGACGGCUGUAUCAGCAUUUCCGCCGUGCAGUGGCUUUGCAACGCUGAUAAGAAGACACACAGCCCUCCAAAGCGGCUCUACCGGUUCUUCUCAACUCUCUAUACUGCUUUGGCCAAUGGGGCCCGCGCUGUCCUGCAGCUGUACCCGGAAAAUGCUCCGCAGCUGGAACUCAUCACCACCCAAGCCAUGAAAGCGGGCUUCACUGGUGGCAUGGUGGUGGACUACCCCAACAGUGCCAAAGCCAAGAAGUUCUUCCUCUGUCUCUUCGUUGGCGCAACCAAUGCAUUCCCAAAGGGCCUUGGAGCACAGUCCAGCAGCGAAAAGGCCGUGCAGGCGAAGUUCACCAAUGAAAGGACGCGGUUCAGGAAUGCCAAAGGGAAGUCGGUGAAGAAGAGCCGGGAUUGGGUGAUGGAGAAGAAAGAACGGUGGCGACAGCAGGGGAAGAACGUGCGGGCAGACACCCAGUACACAGGCCGGAAGCGGCGGCCUCACUUCUGACGCUCUGCACCGUUACCCGGCCUGCUCCCAUUUGACGGAUCGGCUUCGCAUUGGGCAGCGUGUCCUCUCGGUGGCGGGGAGAUGCCGAAGGAGAACUGGCACAUGGACGUCUGCUUCCUUCCAGGCGCGCGGCCACCCUCAGCUGCUCUGGCCUCCUUUAAGCAGUCCUCACUUGGGGAUGUAUUCCCGGUGCGCUGCACGAUCACCGCAAGGCUGUGUUUCAAAGCCAUUUUCUAGCCAUGGAGCAGAGCGUUGCCGAGUCGGACUCCGGGAAGGCGGGGUGGGUGGGAGACGCCACUUCUCUCCUGGGGGACAGUGAAAGGGUCUCCUGUCCCCAGACACUUUGGAAUAAAGGGUAUAUGUGGGAAGCAGGACGACGGGCUGUCUGUUGUCUCUGUUGCGCGUUCAAGCGCUAUUUCCCUCUUCCCUCUAAAUGCAAAAGGAAUCCGGACCCUUUAGUGCAGGAGCCAGGCCCAUACAUCAGGGCCGUUGGCAACAUCUUGGGAGACGAAUGCUCGUUGUGAUUUUCGACAACGCCUGCCUCUCUCAAGAUGGAAAAGAGGUGAGAGCAUGCUAGCACUUGCAGAUUUCGAUGUGUGGAGAGGAAACCCCCCCCCCCGCUUGCUUUAUCUCUACCCUCAAACCAUUAGGGUCAAAUUGCAGGCAUUUUUGCACACAGGAUACGGUUAGGGUAACUAGGGACAAUUGGUUGCCCUCUGUCCAUGGAGUAAUCUUGGGAGGACACUCCUGCCCAUUUCUAUUCUUCCGACACAAAUACAAUUGGAUAGUAGUUUUUGUGUUUUUAAACAGUUUUGAAAGCCCAUUGCUAGUUUGGCUGCUGCAGGCCCAGUAUUCACGGCAAGAACAGCCCAAGAACAUCCUGGAAGCGGGAAACCUUGCCACGCGAUCGCCUCCUUGCCAUCUCCAGGGGUGGAGACCUUGUCACAAACCACCAGGAACCUUUGUCCCUGGCAGAUGGUACCAAUGGCCCUAACUGGCUCACAGAAUCUCUUCCAGUUACCCACAAUUUUCUCAGCUCUAAAGCAACUACUGGAGGUAAGGAAGUAAAAGGGAACAUCUAAGCCGCCCAGCGUUUUAAAAACCAAAACUGACCCACAGGACAGUCUGUGUAUUUCUUAGGUCCAAUAACUUCUAUGCUUCAGGGAAUAAGAGACCCUUAGAAAGAGCACCUUAACAGGAGAAAGCUACCCCUGCUAACUGAGCAUAGAGACACCUUUUAAAGUGGUGAUUCUCAUAUUUAGCAGGGGGAGAGCAACCGGCCCUAUCCAACCCCAGCACAGCAUCCCUCCAGUGGCUGUUGCUGGUAUCUGCCUUAUGUUUCUUUUUAGAUUGUGAGUCCUUUGGGGACAGGAGUCCGUCUUAUGUAUGUAUUAUUUAUUUUCCUAUGUAAACCGCUUUGAGAA